Messenger RNA from Ziziphus jujuba (common jujube), 2121 nucleotides. RefSeq names its product lysine-specific demethylase JMJ31. Lineage: Eukaryota; Viridiplantae; Streptophyta; Magnoliopsida; Rosales; Rhamnaceae. Gene Ontology annotation, molecular function: 2-oxoglutarate-dependent dioxygenase activity. Bases 221 to 1867 code for a protein of 548 amino acids. The record is from RefSeq and is a predicted model, not a curated record. The transcript has 15 exons.
UUUCAUAUACUGCUGGCGGUGCAGUGAUGUGCCAUCUCCGUUCUCAUGGGCAUGUAAAAGACUUGUAUACAAAAUAACUGCAACUAAAAAACUAUUCGAACUUUCAACUCAUUUGCUAUUUUAAAAAACUAUUUUUGUAAAAUAUUUUUGUUGUUUUCAAAAUUUUUUGUUUCCACUAAAGUUCAGUGAGUUCGUUCGUCCGCUAAAAGCAACUGAAUGAAUGGAGAAGCCUCUGCAAAUUCGAAGUUUUGAAGUGGCUCCAACGGCCAUAGACUUCGAAUCUCUGAUUGAAUCCGCAAACGUUCCCGCAGUUUUUAGGGGAUGCGUUAACGAUUGGAAAGCUGUCUUCAAUUGGAAUCCUAAGAAGAACGGUCUUGACUAUUUGCAGGAAAGGGUAGGAUCAUGUACUGUGGAGGCUAUGCUAUCUAGAUCUGCACCUGUAUUCUAUGGUGAUCUCCGAAGCCAUGAGAGGGUACCACUGCCAUUUUCUGCCUUUAUCGGUUUCUGUAAGCAACGUUUGCAAAAUACAGAUGGUGUUUGUGGACCUUGUGGUGUUAAUAAUGAAUUGGAAAGGAAUGGGAUGGCAGAGUCUGAAUCUUACAAUGAGUCUUUGCCUUAUGAUGAUGCCCAUCAACAAAUUUAUUUAGCACAGGUACCGAUAAUGAAUAUUGAGAACGAAGAGCACGUUCAGCUGGAAGCUUUGAGGGAUGAUAUUCAAAUGCCCAUAUUUUUGGAGGAAAAAGUUCUAUCAUCUAUCAACCUGUGGAUGAACAAUGCUGAAGCUAGAUCAAGUACUCAUUAUGAUCCUCACCAUAACCUUUUAUGCUUAGUUGCUGGUUGCAAACGAGUGGUUUUAUGGCCUCCUUCUGCAAGUCCAACAUUAUAUCCAAUGGCUAUAUAUGGGGAGGCAUCAAAUCAUAGUUCUGUUGCUUUGGAAAACCCAAACUUUUCAAUAUAUCCAAGAGCGAAAUGCUUAAUGGAGUACUCACAGACGGUUAUUCUUCAUGCAGGUGAUGCACUUUUCAUUCCUGAAGGAUGGUUCCACCAGGUAGAUAGUGAUGAAAUGACCAUUGCUGUUAACUUUUGGUGGCGCUCCAACAUUAUGUCAAGCAUGUUAGAACACAUGGAUUCAUAUUAUUUACGAAGAAUACUGAGGAGAUUAACGGACAGGGAAAUGGAUGAAGCUCUACGUAAGGACUCUUCUGCAGAAAUGCCGAAGACAAAAAUGAAUAUGUGUGAGCUGCUGGAUAAACGAGAAGGAGAUAAUAGUACUGACAACCAAAAUCAGACAUGUGAGGAAUGGGAUUUAAAUGGAACACAAGAGCAGAGAAAUACGUUGCAUGAACUGGAGCCAUUUUCCAUCCAGGCUCUUCAUGAACUUGUUUCUUUGGUUCAUGAUUCUGUUAAUAUUGCUGAUCAUGUUGAACCAGUUCAAUCCACUUCAACAGCUGAUUCUACCGCAAGUGUGAAAGUUGAAUACAAAAAAACUAUGACAACUGAUUCAUUUAGCUUGGAAGAUGAUCCAGUUGCUAAAAUUCUUUGGACCCUUGACUCAUGCACUCUUCAAAGUGUCUUUCUUGCUAUGGCAAGAAAUUUCCCAAGAACUCUGGAGGCUCUAAUACUGCAUUUGCUUUCACCGGUGGGAGCUGAAGUCCUCACACGUAAGUUUGAUGAGAUAGAUCGACGUACCACUGAGGACGAUAGGAACAAAUUCUACAAGGUUUUCUAUGGUGCCUUUGAUGAUCAGUUUGCGGCAAUGGAUGCCAUUCUGAAUGGGAAAGAAUCAUUUGCCCUACAGGCAUUCAGGAAUGUGUUGGACAAGUUUGUGGGAUUUGAUUUGGGUGGGCCAACACGUGGGCUUAGAUGAGAGUUUCUGCAAGCACUCCUUUAAAGAAAUUGGUCCCUCCGGGUCUCUGGUAUCUUGAGAGAAUAUAAUUGAUGUGUAUAUUCGGUGCUGCUGGAGCUUUUUUCAUUUUUUUUACGUUUUUCUUACAUGUAUUUUUCUACUGUUUUAAAGGAACUAAAAUCACCGCUAACUUUUGAUUCAGCUGUAAGCAUUGGAUAUCUACAUACGUUCUAAUUUAUACUAUAAUUGAACUACAACUCUGAAUUGUUUUUGAA